Molecule: messenger RNA, 731 nt
Organism: Porites evermanni
Lineage: Eukaryota; Metazoa; Cnidaria; Anthozoa; Scleractinia; Poritidae
Source: the annotation of a GenBank genome assembly
AGACCGUGUGUAGACAAUUGUCGUAUUGACAUUAAAGUUCUCGGUACUCUCAAUCAUUUUUUCUUCUUCAGUCGACUCCUCUUCCUCUUUCGCUUCUUUGUACUCAUUUCUCCAAAGCAGGGAAACAGCUUCCAGGGCACAACCACCCAAAAACAUUUGAUGAAAAACUUAUCGGCAAACUUAUAAAAGUUAAAGAAAGGGUGAUAGAAAUAGAAGAAAACCUUAGGGAAAAGUUAGAGAAGACAUCAAAUAUGUUCCAAUAUGCCCCCCAUGUGAAUGCAAAAACCAAAAAGCAUUCUCAGAAAGAGAACCGAAGGAAAGCCAAAAGAAGGAAAGUUUUGAGAAAAGCUGCCAACAUACAGAAAGUGCGAGAGUUUAUUUCGAAUGCUUCUACAUCUGAAGUAAUUCAAAUCCAAAACCUAAAAUUGGAAGUUCUAUCUACAUUAUCAUUGUUUCAAGUAAAAUAUCUACAACUUAUGUAUCUCCUGUCUACUAAAGCUGUAAACUUGAUUAGUGAAUAUGUAGACAAUUUUCCAAGAAAAGAAAACACUAACCUAGAACCAGAUAAUGCCCAUGAUGAUGACAGUAAUGAUGAUGACGAUGAUGAUAAUAAUAAUGAUGAUGAUGAUGAUAAAGACAACAAUGAUAUUGAUGAUGAUGCAGACAAUGAUGAAAAUGGUGAUGAUGACAACAAUGGUAAUGGUGAUGCUGACAAUGAUGAUGAUUAUUAA